This is a messenger RNA of Penaeus monodon (black tiger shrimp), 4086 nucleotides long. RefSeq lists its product as uncharacterized. The transcript has 6 exons. Gene Ontology annotation, biological process: DNA integration. Gene Ontology annotation, molecular function: nucleic acid binding; zinc ion binding. The record is from RefSeq and is a predicted model, not a curated record. Lineage: Eukaryota; Metazoa; Arthropoda; Malacostraca; Decapoda; Penaeidae. Bases 1 to 4086 code for a protein of 1361 amino acids.
AUGUCAACUUUCAAUAUAAUAGAUAUUGUAAAGACCGCCAAAGAUGCGGGAAUUUCCCCAACAGAUAUCAAUACUUUAGUUGCUCCCGAAGAAGCGGAGAAGAGACGCCAACAUGAGCUAGAAUUGGCUAAAUUAGGCAUCGGAAACCAAGGCUCCGUAGUUAAUGCGAGUCGGUCUCCUUAUCCAGAUUUGAAUUUGCCAAACUUUUGUGAGGGCAAAGAUGAUAUUCAUGAUUAUCUUGUACGUUUUGAGAAGAUUGCGGAAUUACAGAAUUGGGGGGUAGAACGUUAUCAUGUUUACCUUGGAGCCCAUUUGACAGGGAAAGCCUUAAAAACUUAUAUUAAUUUGCCUAGUAAGAUUCUAUCUUCCUACGAAUUGGUUAAGGAUGCUUUACUUAAAACUUAUUGCUUAGGUGCUGAGUCUUAUCGUAAGAGAUUCCGGGAAAGCAAAGUAAACGACACAGAGUCGUAUGUUCAAUUAGUCACUAGAAUGGAACAGUACCUAAGAAAUUGGAUAAGUCUUAGUGAGGUAAAAGAGAAUUUCGAUGACCUUUGCGACUUUCUUGUUAGAGACCAAUUGCUAAGCAAUUGCUCUUUAGAUAUGCGGGUUUUCUUAAAAGAAAGAUUAUUUGACAACAUUCUUGAUAUGGCUCAAGCUGCUGAUAGAUUCAGAGCUGCGCAUCACAAUACUAGAGCGAGGAAGACUUUCUCUGUGAGAGAAGAAACGAGCGAAAGGCGCGACGCCAAAUCCGAAGUAGUGUGUCACAACUGCAGAUCAACGGGGCACAUUCGACCUAACUGUCCUGAAUUAAAACGAUCGCGGUCGGGGUCAUCAAAGGUUAACUUUGUUUUUGAAUCGGAUCUUACUCCGCAGAACAGUGUCACCGACGAUGCGACUCUGUUUAAUAAACCCGUUAAUGCUCUCUUUGAUUCAGGAUGUUCAACUAUUAUAGUUAAAGAUUCGCUGAUUCCCCCGCAUGUAAAACGAAGAAAGACAAUUACACUGUAUGAUUACCUUGGUGUCGGCAAGACUUUUCCCGAAAUACGGUGCUUCAUAAAGAGUAGAUUUUUGACUGGAUGGGUGAAUGCUGUCGCGGCUCCCAUCAAAUUCACAGACGUAUUAAUCGGAAUGGUACCCGGGGUCAAGAUACCAGCAUUAGAUUUAACUGUUAAAACUAAUAACGGCAAUACCUCAACCAUUAACCAUGACUUUGCAAGUGCUGAUGACCAAGUAAUGAGAGUCCAGACUCGAGGAGGUAAAAUAGCUGACCUUGCUAGACCUCAUGCCUUAAAUGUACCAGAAUUGAUAAUUAAGGAUAUCACAAAACGGGAACUGAUGGACGAACAAGGCAAAUGCGUAACUCUAAAAGAUAUAAGGUCAAAAGUAGAGAGAGGGAAUACAGUAAGUGUCAAACAUAGAACGGUAAAAUAUGAGAAGGACAAUGAUCUCAUUUAUAGAAUUUGCGUUAAAAGUAAAAAUGAAAAUGAGAUUGGUAUGAAGCAAUUAGUUGUCCCUCAUAAGUUCAGACAUGCCAUUUUGUCAACCGCACAUGAUUCCCCUGUUGCCGGACACUUUUCACAUCGUAAAACAUCUGAAAAGAUAUUUUAUAAAUUCUUCUGGCCAGGCGCGGGUGCCGAUGUGAAGCGAUUUUGUCGUUCAUGUUCACUAUGCCAGAGAUCUUCCCCUAAAGGAAAAGUAAAGAAAGUACCAUUAGUGUCCAUGCCCGUGAUAAAUGAACCGUUUGCUCGCGUUGCCAUAGAUCUCGUAGGCCCGUUAUCACCUUCAGAAAGAGGUCACCGGUAUAUCUUGACCUUAAUAGACUGCGCUACUCGUUUCCCUGAAGCUGUCCCUCUACGCAGUAUAGAUACAGUAACCGUCGCAGAAAAUCUAAUUGACAUAUUUUCACGUGUCGGUAUCCCUAAAGAAAUAUUGUCAGACCGAGGCACGCAGUUUAAAUCUGACCUCAUGAAUAAGAUAAAUAGACUUUUAUGUGUUAAGGCUCUCUAUACGAGCCCGUAUCACGCAUGUUGCAAUGGUACAGUAGAAAGAUUUCACGCAGUUUUGAAAUCUAUGUUAAAGAAACUAUGUAUAGAACAACCACAAAACUGGGACCGAUACAUCCCCUCAGUGCUAUUUGCCUACCGCGAAAUUCCAAAUGACACUUUGAAGUUUUCUCCUUUCGAACUGUUGUAUGGCCGUAGGGUUCGUGGACCGCUUACAAUCCUGUAUGAAUUGUGGACCAACGAUAAUCUGGAUAGCAAUGUAAAAAACGCUUAUCAGUAUGUGUUAGAUCUCAGAGCUAAAUUAGAGGAAUCUGCUCAGUUAGCAUCAUCUCAUGCUAACCUCAAUAGUAAGCUAUAUAGAACUUAUUUCGAUCGCGGCGCUAAAGCACGCUCUCUCGCCGUUGGCGACGAAGUGCUCGUUCUGCUUCCUACGACACAUAACAAGCUCACUAUGCAGUGGAAAGGCCCAUACCCCGUGAUUAAACGUCACGAUAACGGCGUAGAUUACUUGAUUAAAGUAAAGGGUAAAACUAAACUUUACCAUAUUAACAUGAUGAAAAAGUUCAUUAAAAGGGAAAAAAAUGAAAUGCCCAAAGUUUGCCAGAUAUGUGUAAUAGACGAUGAUCCUGCUAGUGAUGACACGUGCGAUGUAUCUGUAAUGAGUAAUUCGGUAACUAAUUUCAAUACAGGUCCAGAUCUAAAAUCUGAUCAAGUAAAAGAAUUACGAAAUCUACUUGAUAAAUAUCAAGAUGUAUUCUCAGAGAAGCCUGGAUUAACUAGCUCAGUAACGCACGAUAUAAAAUUGACUACCACCGAACCCGUACACCGCAAACCUUACACGAUUCCCCACCAUUUGAUUAAACCAUUCGAGGCGGAAGUACAAAGAAUGAAAGAACUUGGAGUGAUCGAAGCAUCCGAUUCGCCGUACUGUUCGCCCGUUGUUCUCGUUAAAAAGUCAAAUAACACUUGGAGGUUCUGUGUUGAUUUUCGAGCUCUAAACGAUGUUAGUCAAUUUGAUGCUGAGCCGAUGCCUUCUAUGGACGAAGCACUGGGGCAUUUUACGUCCGAUAAAUUUUUCACAGAACUCGAUUUGUGUCGAGGCUAUUGGCAAAUCCCCUUAAGUGAACGAUCUAAGCCAUAUACUGCUUUUGCAACCAAGUAUGAUAUAAUGUUCCCCAUUAAUGUCUUACUGAGAAAAUACAGUAGCAAUGUGCUAAUAUGGAAUGAUGAACAGAUUGCAAGUGUUAAUUUAUUGAAGGAGAAACUAAUUAACGCCCCAAUUCUUACGUUGCCAGAUCAUAACAAGCCAUUUUUCUUAAGAACGGAUGCUUCUGACACGGGUUUAGGUGCAAUCCUUCUGCAGGAAAUAAACGGCGAAUUAAUGCCUAUUGCCUAUGCCAGCCGCACGCUAUUAGACCGCGAGAUGCGUUACGCAGUUAUAGAACGCGAAUGCCUCGCUAUAGUUUGGGGAAUAGAAAAAUAUAAGUGUUAUUUAUAUGGUAAAGAAUUCUAUCUACAAACAGAUCAACAGCCAUUAACAUAUUUACGGAAUAUGAAGAAUAGUAAUGGCAGACUUAUGCGCUGGUCUCUCGCCUUGCAGGCAUAUUCCUUCAUAAUUCAAUAUAUCAAAGGUGUUAAUAAUGUAGGAGCUGAUCUUCUUAGUCGAUGUCCAUUCCUAGACCCAGGGCUUUCCUUUGACAACUCUGAACACUACUACUACCCCCUCCUCAGUGCCUACUAUCACCACAGUCUAGUCCAAAUCAUCCACCCGGAGGUCGCCGCCGGAAAUCCUCCACCAAUAUUGUCAAGAUUACUUUCCACAGACAUAACCUCCCCUUUAAUGUUUAUAUUGGUGGAGAGUCCCUCCCUGUCCGAUCAUAUCAACCCCCCUGUCAAUAUCGGAAUUGUUGGCGUCAAAGCCAUGCUGCCAAAUACUGCUGCUCCACAGCUCAAUGCCCACUAUGUGCCCAACCUGGUCAUAAUCGAUCAAACUGCUCUACAGGUGUGCCAAUUCACAUUUAUAUUGCAUUUAUAUGUCAACAUGACUGUAGAGGAGGCUUCCGAUGCUAUUAGUUCCACUUGA